CGGACACCAGAUUAACGACAUGCUCAUACAAUGCUCCUUCGCUGGGAGAAAAUGUUUUCCUGACAACUUUACUCACGUUUACUCUGAGACAUAUGGAAACUGCUACACAAUACAGUAUGAGAAGUUUAUUAUGCGUAAAAAUGGGCCGCCAAAUGGAUUAGAGCUUAUCUUAUACGUGGAAUCAGCCGAAUACAUCCCUACUAUUAUGCAUGAGACGGGGUUCAGGGUGGUCGUACACCAGCAGGGCACCGUACCGUUUCCAAACGAAGAUUCUGUGAGUGUCAUGCCUGGGACCAGCACCUUUAUUGGGGUCAAACAGACUUGUCAGAGAAUUUGUGAACAGAGUGAGAUUCGAAAACAGUGUGAAUGUAUCCCCAAUUCAGAGAUAGAAAUCAACAAUACUAUUGGUAAUCCGAACAAUUUAAGUGCUUGUAAAAAUGAAACAGGUUCUAAACCAGGUUAA
Messenger RNA from Physella acuta, 463 nucleotides. RefSeq names its product acid-sensing ion channel 1C. Gene Ontology annotation, cellular component: plasma membrane. The record is from RefSeq and is a predicted model, not a curated record. Lineage: Eukaryota; Metazoa; Mollusca; Gastropoda; Physidae. Gene Ontology annotation, biological process: sodium ion transmembrane transport. Gene Ontology annotation, molecular function: ligand-gated sodium channel activity.